CAUCAAUCACCAUCACCACCAGCCAGAUACAAGCAAUCCAAGCUCCAUCAGUCUCGCGCAGCUUAUGUCAAGCAAGUCCUCCCCUCCCCCUUGCUGCCACAACAUCCUGUACUUGCUCGACAUCCCUGCAGCCCUUCUUCCCCAACAAGACCAUGAUCGGGGUGGCCAUUGGCUUUGGCGUCGCAUGCCUGGUGUACGCGGGCGUGAGGUAUCAGCGACGCCGGCAACUUCGCAAGGCGAUGCGACGACAGCAACGACAACAGCAGCAACAAGCACGCCGCCCCCACCCAGCAGCGGCGCCGGCAGCAACGAUAAUCGCACGCAGACGAACACAUGCAGCAAGCCACGCUCACAUGCAAGACGCAGACGACCCACGCCAACGCGCUGCUCACCACCACCAGCACCACCACCACAGGCGACACCGGCACCGGUCCCACCAUCGACCGCGACACCCUGACCACCAAGUCUUGAUCCCAACAACAACAGCAACCAUUGCGACAGACCACCUUCCGUCGUACGAAGAGCUCGAGAACCAGCCGCCUUCGUACGAAGAUGCCGUCGCCUCCUCAACUGCACCGCCGCCGCCGGCAGCAGAAGCGCAGCGCACCCUGCCCCAAGCACCGCCAAGCUACACCCGGCCUUCCACCGUGUCCAUCUAACUGAUCGUCUCACGCGGCUGCUGCUCCUGGCAUGAAAGCCCCCAGCGUGCACAGCGUGCGUUCGUGUUCGCCUAAGAGCGUCUUAUCUGAAGAGCGUGUUAUCUCGAAGAUGUGUUCAUUUGCGGUGCCCCCUCCCCCCUCAUCUCAUCGCUUGCUGUGUUCCCGUUUGUCAUCAGCCACCACACCUUAUUUGUUCUCAUGCACGUAUGCCUGUCGCUCUGCUGUUCGUGCCCCACGUUCUUGUGCCACGCAUAAGCCACCACGCUCGAGGCUCCGUCCGUCUACCUGUUGCUUCGCCAGUGCGAUUGUAAUGCACCUAACCAACCAAAUAAACAAGCACGUGUCCCUA
Molecule: messenger RNA, 1008 nt
Organism: Salpingoeca rosetta
Lineage: Eukaryota; Choanoflagellata; Craspedida; Salpingoecidae
Exons: 1
Coding region: 153-659 (168 amino acids)
Source: RefSeq, a predicted model, not a curated record